UCAUCUUCAUCCAAAACAAUGGUCUGGAACUCCGUGCCUCUGAUCUCCCUGGGCGAGGGUUUUUUGGACAGAACAUCCACAGGUCCCAGGACCGAACUUGAGAAGAGACCUAAAGUGUGUGGCCCUUUGGCAUGUGUCGCUGCACAAGCUGUACACUGACCUCUCUAAAGUGCUUCCAAGCCUCCAUUAGAAGCAGCCGAUGUUUUCCAGGAGAUGGCAUCCUGCCAGACAGACUAAUUACAUGACCCCUGUGACACGACCCCUGACCCCUGACCCCUAAGCUGUGUCUCAUGGGAAAGUGGAGCUCGGCUUCUUAAAUCUGACCACCUUUGCUCCUCUUUUGUGCCUCAAAACCUCUCUUUUGCCUUCAAAGGCAUCGCAGCUUGCGUGGCCUGAACUUUGACCUGGGGCCCUCUGUUGUCCCCCCCCCACUUCAAGAUGCUGGAUCUCGGCGCUGGGACGACUCACGUGACAUUCCCAAGAUGCUCCGGGAAUCAGUCAAAAGAAAGCGGAAGUAUGGAAGCAAGGUUGGCUGCACAAACAGAGGCACUUGCCCUCUGGUAACCGAGCAACACAGGAAGUCAUCACGCUAACAGCCAAUCAGGGUAUCCGCGGAUCCUUAAAAAUGUGACGUCUCGGUGGCAUCUUGGUGCCAAUGGUGCUCUUCCAGGAUGCAGUCGGGCAGCGGACACGGCGUGGAGGACUGGUCAGGUGACCCCGGACUGGCGAGGGGGUGGACCGCAGCCGCCCGGGCGGGCAUGUGUCCAGGUGAAGACGGCGUGCCAGCGGCGAGGCAGCAACCGUGAGCACAGUGUUGCAUCAUGGGAAACGCGGAGAGUCUGAAUGGAGAGAGCGGCCACCUGUCCCGUAAACACACGUCCCGCUCCCUCCGCCUCCCCGCCAAGCAGCCGGUGACGCGCCGCGCCCGCCAGUCCUCGUCCACCAAGCAGGAGCACCGCCACUCCGAGGCGUCCACGCGCUCCUCCAGCACUCCCAGCAUCCCCCAGUCGCUGGCCGAGAGCGGCGCCGAGCCCUUCGACGGCCUGGCGGACUUCGGCGUCAGCCCCCACUGGACGCAGCGUGUCGCCAUGACGAUGAGGCCCGAGUCCUUCCAGCAGGACGACGACGAGGCGGUGGCCACGCCCACGCCGGAGACGUCCGAGGCGGACACCCUGGGCCGGGACUACGGCGAGGACUCGGCGGGGGAGAAGGACUAUUUCAAGAAGAAGCGCUCCAAGUCGGCCGACAUGUGGCGGGAGGACAGCCUGGAGUUUUCUCUGUCGGACCUGAGCCAGGAACACAUGACCAGCACCGAGGAGAUGGUGGACGGCGAGGAGGAGGAGGAGGAGCAGUUCCCUCCACCUCCACCCUCUGCAGGUGCGGCGGAGAGGGCCUCGUCCUUGGACCACCUGUGCAGCCAUCGCAGUCCGGGACUCAGGGGCCGCCACGCCAAGGGCCGCAGGGAGGACGGCAGCGCCGAGGCGGUGCUGAUGUCCCCGGGCGAGGACGACGGCGCCGCCGCCUACGGAGCCUUCACCUUGCCCUGCCGCCGCUCGCACUGCCUCUCCGAGGGCCGGCUGGGGGCCAGGGGCCCCUGCACGCCCGCACCCUGUCCCGUCUUCCAGGGACGCCGGGCACAGACCACUCAGGACAUUUCCUCGGUCCUGGGCGAGGGCAGCGAGUACGGGGACAGCGGCAUCGAUGGCGUGGCGGCCGAGGCGGACGGAGACGUGGAGCCGUUGUCACGGCGAUGCAAGACCAUGUCGGCGUCCUUCUCCGUGUACUCGGCCACAGAGAGCAUGAUCUUCAACGGCAGCGACAGCGGCAGCAGCAGCGCCGGCGGGGCGGACGCACGCGGCGGCGCUGGCGGUGGCACUGGCGGUGGUACUGGCGGCGUCUACGAGAACUUCCGCAAGGAGCUGGACAAUCAAGUCUGGGCCCAUGGAGGCUGCUCGGAGGAGGCGGGCUCGGCAGCGAGCGACGAGCAGAGCAGCGGCACGCUCAGCAGCGCCUACCCGUCGGACUGCGCCAGGAGCUGCGCCCAGGGCACGGUCAGGAAGGCGGGCGCGCUGGCCGUGAAGAACUUCUUGGUCCACAAGAAGAACAAGAAGGUGGAGCCUGCCGCCAGGCGCAAGUGGAAACACUACUGGGUCUCUCUGAAAGGCUGCACUCUCUUCCUGUACGAGUCUGACGGCCGCUCUGGGAUCGACAACAACAGCGUUCCCAAACACGCUCUGUGGGCGGAGAACGCCAUCGUGCAGGCGGUGCCUGAACACCCCAAGAAGGAUUUUGUCUUCUGCCUCAGCAACUCUGCAGGAGACGCCUUCCUCUUCCAGACGUCGGGCCAGACAGAACUGGAGAACUGGAUCACUGCCAUCCACUCUGCGUGUGCGGCCGCCCUGGCCCGCCAGCACCACCGGGAGGACACGCUGCGCCUGCUUCGGACUGAGGUGCGCAAGCUGGAGCAGAGGAUCGACAUGGACGAGAAGAUGAAGAAGAUGGGAGACAUGCAGCUGUCCACCGUCACCGACGCCAGGAAGAGGAAGACCAUCCUGGAGCAGAUCUUCCUGUGGGAGCAGAACCUGGAGAGGCUCCACAUGGACCUGUUCCGCUGCCGCUGCUACCUGGCCAGCCUGCAGGGCGGCGAGCCCCCCAACCCCAAACGCCUGCUGGGCUUCGCCUCGCGUCCCACCAAGCUGGUCAUGGGUCGGCUGGGAAUCUUCUCCGUGUCCUCCUUCCACGCGCUGGUGUCUGCCCGCACGGAGAACAGCGUGAAGAGGCGGAGUCAGGCCGUCCAUCGCACCUUCAGCAAGCGUCGCAGCCGCUUCUCCUCCCUGUGGGGUCUGGACUCUGCCGCACGCAGGAAGUCCAAGGGACACACCUCCAUCAGCCAGGUGUUUGUUGACGGGGGAGACACGCCCAAGCCGCCCGCAGAGCAGACCUUUGAAGACUCGGCCAGUGAGAAGUCUAAGGACCGGGAGAGUUUGGCCAAGAGUCUUCCUCAGCUGACCCCGGACAACGACAUCUGGGUCCCGGAGAACCUGGCGCCCUCCUGGGUCUGCCUGCCCGACGACCAGCCCGUCCUGGCCGUGGUCCAGCCCGGGGACACGGCUCUGGAGGUCCUGAGUGCCGUGUGCAAGAAACACAACCUGGAGGUGUGUGCUCACUACCUGCGUCUGAAGGUCGGCGAGGGCGAGCAGGCCCGGUUCUACGUGCCCCAACCUGAGGAGGACGUCUAUGAUGUGAUCUACAAGGAGAUGGAGAUCUGUGCCAAGCCCACCAAGGUGAUCCAGUUCGACAGAGCCGAGUCCUGCAGCCUGGGAUACGGUUUCUGCGUGGCGGUGGUGGACGAGGACGGCACACAGCAGCUCCACAUCACUGAAGUCAAGGCAGAAGGACUGGCCUCGGUCAAAGGUUUGAGUGCGGGCGACGAGAUCCUGCUGCUGAACGGCAAGCCCGCCUGCGCCCUCCAAAUGGACGACAUGCGGGCGGCGUUCGCUCGCCAGGCCUUGACCCUGAGCGUGGGCGCCCUGCCCCACCUGGACCCCCGCCUGCUGUGCCCGCUGCCCCCCCGCCGCUCCGACGCCGAGCCCGGCCCCGCCACGGACAUCUUCUCCCAGAGCCAAGAGGACAUCCUGGACGAGGUGUCGGGCCUGACGCUGGAAGAGAGUCUGGACCCAAGUCCUCUGCCGAGCCCCGGAGAUCAGCACGGAGACUUUGGAGGGGCGGCGCCCAAGGAGCAGGUGGCCACCUUCUGCCUCCACGACGCUCCCGAGUGCCAGAUGUCCUCGUCCUCGUCCUCCUCGUCCCUCUCGCCCAGCCCCGUGUCCGCCAUGCCGCCCUCGGGAGGGACGGCGGCACAGAGGCAGCUGUCACACGCCGACAAACUCCGAAAGGUCAUCAACGAGCUGGUGGAGACGGAGAAGACUUACGUGAAGGACCUGAGUUGCCUCAUCGAGUGCUACUUGACACCGCUGCAGAAGGAGAACUUCCUGAGUCAGGAUGAGCUGGACGUUCUGUUCGGUAACCUGGGGGAGAUGGUGGACUUCCAGCUGGAGUUCCUGCGGACCCUGGAGGACGGCAUCAGACUGGUGCCAGACCUGGACCGCCUGGAGAGGGUGGAGCAGUUUAAGAAAGUUCUCUUCUCCCUGGGCGGAUCUUUCCUUUACUACGCCGACCGCUUCAAGAUCUACAGCGCCUUCUGUGCCAGUCACACCAAGGUCCCCAAAGUCCUGGCCAAAGCCAAAAGCGACCCGGACUUCAAGGCCUUCCUGGAGGAGAGGAACCCGCGGCGCCAGCACUCGUCCACGCUGGAGUCCUACCUGAUCAAACCCAUCCAGCGGGUCCUCAAGUACCCGCUCCUGCUCAGGGAGCUCUUCUCGCUCACGGACCCGGACAGCGACGAGCACUACCACCUGGACGUGGCCAUGACGGCCAUGAACAAAGUGGCCAGUCACAUCAACGACAUGCAGAAACUUCACGAGGAGUUCGGCGCCGUCUUCGACCAGCUCAUCAACGAGCAGACCUCGCACAAAAAGGUGGCAGAGCUGUCCAUGGGAGACCUGCUGCUGCACUCCAGUGUGGUGUGGCUCAACCCGCCUGCCGCGCUGGCCAAGAGCAAGAAAGACCCGGACUUGGCGGCUUUUGUCUUCAAAGCGGCGCUGGUGUUUGUGUACAAAGACUCCUCCAAGCACCGGAAGAGAGGGGCGUCUCACCGAGCGUCGGUGAGCGACGACAAGGACCCCAUCCGCUUCCGUCACAUGAUCGCCACCGACUCCCUGCAAGUCCGCGCCUUAGCAAACUCGGAAGACACGUCAGUGUGUGAGAUCCUGCACACCCGGUCCGAGUCCGAGGGAAGACCUGAACGAGUUUUCCAGUUGUGCUGCAGUUCCCCAGAGAGCAAGAAGGAGCUGCUGAAGGCGGUGCACUGCGUCCUGAGGGAGAAACAACGCCGGCAGCUCCUGAAGAGCCAGUCUCUGCCUCCCAGCCAGCAGUACGUCCCCUUCGGGGGCAAGAGGCUCUGCGCCCUCAAGGGGGCUCGGCCCGCCAUGAACAGAGCAGCGUCCGCUCCCACGCGCACGCUGCCCCGCAGGAAGUUGGUCCGCAAGCGCUUCACCAUCGACACGGACCUGGCCUUCCAAGGCAACAACGCCGCCGACUGUGACUCCGCCCAGCAGACGUCCCAGCACGCCAGCGACACGGACCGCUGGGUGGAGGAGCAGCUGGACCUGGCUCGCUACGACCGGCGCGGCGCCAAGGUGAAGGAGACGGACAUCCUCAGCGACGACGACGACUACUGCAAGUCCGUCCGGGCGCUGGCGCUCCGACCUCAGGACCUUCACCUGGACGCCCUGGAGAUAGACGGCGGGGAGGGGCGGAGCCGGGACCCCGCCCUCCGACCUCAGGACCUUCACCUGGACGCCCAGGAGAUAGACGGCGGGGAGGGGCGGAGCCGGGACCCCGACGGACGAGGGCAGACGGGAGGCGGGGUCCCGCAGGACGACGCCUCCGAGCGACUGACUCGCUGCGCCACGCCCACCCUGAAGGUGGCGCCACUCAAGCCUUGUGCGGCCGAGGGCGCCACCCAGGACCAGCACGUGGUGGUCUGGGUGCGCAGGGACGACAUCUUCUGACUCUCUCUGUGUGUGUGUGUGUGUGUGUGUGUGUGUGUGUGUGUGUGUGUGUGCGUGUGUGUGUGUGUGUGUGUGUGUGUGUGUGUGUGUACAGCGCACAUACUGGCCAGUUGAUUAAGUACACCUCUGAGGCGCCACUCUGUCCCUCCCCGAGGACCACGGCGAUGCGUUCAAGUUCGCCCAAUUCAUUCCGGACGAUGCGUUCAAGUUCACCCCGUUCAUUUGGGACGAGGCGUUCCAAGUUCCCAUCGUUCAUUUGGGACGAUGCGGACGAGGCGUUCAAGUUCGCCCUGUUCAUUUGGGACGAUGCGUUCAAGUUCGCCCCGUUCAUUUGGGACGAUGCAAGUUCGCCCCGUUCAUUCCGGAUGAUGCGUUCAACUUCGCCCCGUUCAUUCCGGACGAUGCGUUCAAGUUCGCCCUGUUCAUUUGGGACGAUGCAAGUUCGCCCCGUUCAUUCCAGACGAUGCGUUCAAGUUCGCCCCGUUCAUUUGGGACGAUGCAAGUUCGCCCCGUUCAUUCCGGAUGAUGCGUUCAAGUUCGCCCCGUUCAUUCCGGAUGAUGCGUUCAAGUUCGCCCCGUUCAUUCCGGAUGAUGCGUUCAAGUUCGCCCCGUUCAUUCGGGAUGAUGCAAGUUCGCCCCCUUCAUUUGGGACGAUGCGUUCGAGUUCGCCCCAUUCAUUUGGGACGAUGCGUUCAAGUUCGCCCCGUUCAUUCGGGACAAGGCGUUCAAGUUCGCCCCGUUCAUUCCGGACGAGGCGUUCAAGUUCGCUCCGUUCAUUCCGGACGAUGUGGACGAGGCGUUAAAGUUCGCCCCGUUCAUUUGGGACGAUGUGGACGAGGCGUUCAAGUUCGCCCCGUUCAUUUGGGACGAUGCGUUCAAUUUCGCCCCGUUCAUUCCGGACGAUGCGUUCAAGUUCGCCCCGUUCAUUCUGGACGAUGCGUUCAAGUUCGCUCCGUUCAUUCGGGACGAGGCGUUCGGGUUCGCCCCGUUCAUUCGGGACGAGGCGUUCGGGUUCGCACCGUUCAUUCGGGACGAGGCGUUCGGGUUCGCACCGUUCAUUUGGGACGAUGCGUUCAAGUUCGCCCCGUUCAUUUGGGACGAUGCGUUCAAGUUCGCCCCGUUCAUUUGGCACGAUGCGUUCAAGUUCGCCCCGUUCAUUUGGGACGAGGCGUUUGAGUUCGCCCCCUUCAUUUGGGACGAUGCGUUCAAGUUCGCCCCGUUCAUUUGGGACGAGGCGUUUGAGUUUGCCCCCUUCAUUUGGCACGAUGCGUUCAAGUUCGCCCCGUUCAUUUGGGACGAUGCGUUUGAGUUCGCCCCCUUCAUUUGGGACGAUGCGUUCGAGUUCGCCCCCUUCAUUUGGGACGAUGCGUUCGAGUUCGCCCCAUUCAUUUGGGACAAAGCGUUCAAGUUCGCCCCGUUCACUUGGGACGAUGCGUUCGGAGGCCCCAUUCAUUUGGGAUGAGGCGUUCAAGUUCGCCCCCUUCAUUUGGGACGAUGCGUUCGAGUUCGCCCCGUUCAUUUGGGACAAAGCGUUCAAGUUCGCCCCGUUCACUUGGGACGAUGCGUUCAAGUUCACCCCGUUCACUUGGGACGACGCGUUCGGAGGCCCCAUUCAUUUGGCACGAUGCGUUCAAGUUCACCCCGUUCAUUUGGCACGAUGCGUUCAAGUUUGCCCCGUUCAUUUGGGACGAUGCGUUCGAGUUCGCCCCAUUUAUUUGGGACGAGGCGUUCAAGUUCGCCCUGUUCAUUUGGGACGAUGCGGGAGGUCAAAAGGUCAUCUUUAAGGAUCGCUCGAGCUUUUUUGUUGGCUUGAGUGUCGGCGCCGUAAAGAAGUUGAAGGAAGUCUCAUCAUGGCCAACUUAUUAGGAACACCCGCUCUUUUUCAACAAUCAUACUCAUCGAAAAGGCUUUUUUAAAAUUACACUCAACAAAAUGUGUUUUUUUCAAGAAUCAUACCCGACUAAAUGUAUUUUUCAAAUGAUGUCAUUUUCAAGAAUCAUACUCAUCGAAAAGGCUUUUUUAAAAAUUACACUCAACAAUAAUAUUUUAUAUAUCAUGUUAAUUGUUAAUUAAAAUGUUAAUUUAAAGAAUCAUACCCGACUAAAUGCAUUUUUUCAAAUGAUGUCAUUUUCAAGAAUCAUACUCAACAAAAAGGCUUUUUUUAAAAAUUACACUCAACAAAAUGUCUUUUAUACAUCAUACCCGACCAAAUGUUAUUUCAAAGAAUCAUACCCAACUAAAUGCAUUUUUUCAAAUCAUUUUAUUUUCAAUACUCAUACUCAACUAAAAGGCUUUUUUUUAAAUUACACUUAACAAAAUGUGUUUUAUCAUCAUACCCGACCAAAUAUUUUAAAGAAUCCUACCCGACUAAAUGUCUUUUCUCAAAUCAAAUGUCAUUUUCAAGAAUCAUACUCAACGAAAAGGCUUUUUUAAAAUUACACUCAACAAAAUGUCUUUUAUACAUCAUACCCGACCAAAUGUUAUUUUCAAGAAUCAUACCCGACUAAAUGCAUUUUUUCAAAUGUCAUUUUCAAUACUCAUCCUCAACGAAAAGGCUUUUUUUUUUUAAAUUACACUCGACAAAUCGUUUUUUAUGUAUUUUAAAUAAUCAUACCCGACCAUAUGUUAUUAUAAAGAAUCAUACGCGACUAAAUGCAUUUUUUCAAAUCAUGUUAUUUUCAAUACUCAUACUCAACUAAAAGGCUUUUUAAAAAAUUUACACUUAAAAUGUUUUUUAUCAUCAUACCCGACCAAAUAUUUUAAAGAAUCAUACCCAACUAAAUGUCUUUUCUCAAAUCAAAUGUCAUUUUCAAGAAUCAUACUCAACGAAAAGGCUUUUUUAAGAAUUACACUCAACAAAAUGUCUUCUAUACUUCAUACCCGACUAAAUGUUAUUUCAAAGAAUCAUACCCAACUAAAUGCAUUUUUUCGAAUAAUGUCAUUUUCAAUACUCAACAAAAA
Messenger RNA from Nerophis ophidion (straightnose pipefish), 8594 nucleotides. RefSeq names its product TIAM Rac1 associated GEF 1a (gene tiam1a). The record is from RefSeq and is a predicted model, not a curated record. Gene Ontology annotation, biological process: positive regulation of axonogenesis; small GTPase-mediated signal transduction; activation of GTPase activity. Gene Ontology annotation, cellular component: plasma membrane; synapse; cytosol. Gene Ontology annotation, molecular function: guanyl-nucleotide exchange factor activity; protein binding. Lineage: Eukaryota; Metazoa; Chordata; Actinopteri; Syngnathiformes; Syngnathidae. Bases 822 to 5633 code for a protein of 1603 amino acids. The transcript has 34 exons.